Phoenix dactylifera (date palm) is the source of this 841-nucleotide messenger RNA. RefSeq names its product Single hybrid motif superfamily protein. Lineage: Eukaryota; Viridiplantae; Streptophyta; Magnoliopsida; Arecales; Arecaceae. Gene Ontology annotation, cellular component: glycine cleavage complex; mitochondrion; cytoplasm. Gene Ontology annotation, biological process: protein lipoylation; glycine decarboxylation via glycine cleavage system. The record is from RefSeq and is a predicted model, not a curated record.
CCCCGUUCCUCCAUAAAUACUUUCCCUAGGGUUUUCCGGGAGGUGGCAGGAGAGAGCAGGUAUUGCUUUUUAUCAUUAUGGCAGCGAGGUUGCUGUGGGCUUCGAGAGUCGCUUCGUACCUACGAAUCUCCACCUUCCCAAGGGGCUUCGCCAGUGUUGUGAAGGAUUUGAAAUAUGCCGACACGCAUGAGUGGGUUAAAGUUGACGGUACUUCUGCAACAGUUGGAAUAACAGACCAUGCUCAGGACCACUUGGGUGAUGUUGUGUAUGUGGAAUUGCCUGAAGUUGGCACCAAUGUGACACAGGGAAAGAAUUUCGGAGCAGUUGAGAGUGUCAAGGCUACUAGUGACAUCAAUUCUCCCAUUUCCGGAGAAGUAGUUGAAGUUAACACUGAGCUAAAUAGCUCUCCUGGAUUGGUGAAUGCUAGCGCAUAUGAUGAUGGAUGGAUUAUAAAGGUCAAAAUGAGUGAUGCAGGCGAGUUGGACUCACUGAUGGAUUCCGACCGAUAUGCAAAAUUCUGUGAGGAGGAAGAUGCCAAACAUUGAGGCAAUUCUAGAUUUAUCUCGACAAAAUUGUCAGUUUGAGUUUUGCCGAUUCUCAGUUCAUGCUUCGCAAAAUCUUGUUGUUUCAUCAUCUUUGCAGGCUCUAGCAGCGAGCAUUUGACUGCUGAAAUAAUCACAACUUUUUCAUCCUUUGGCCUGAGGAUUGUAAAUUUUGAUUACCUUUUAUGCCUUUAAUUUUGCCUUCAAAUAUGAACUCUGAUUCAAGAGGUCUCCUCAUGCAAAGCUGCAGGCUGUCAAUUGUGCGAUUGUCGUCUUGUUAUCCAUACCGUUGUUUUAUC